CUUGUUACUCUUUUUAUUCUCUCGCCAGCCGACUUCGAAAAACUUCUCUCUCUCUCAAACCUGGUUUCUCCGACCAGGUACCCCCUAACUCUCGCGGAAACAUUAGCAGGGAGGUUGAUUUCGGAGAGGAAAAAUGAACGGUGGAGAUUCGAAUCAGCAACCGCAGCCGCAGCAGCAACAGCAGCAGAUGCAGCACCAGCAGUGGGUGGCGAUGCAGCAGUACCAGCAGCAGUGGAUGGCUAUGCAGUAUCCUGCAAUGGCGAUGCAGCAGCAUAUGAUGUACAAUCAGCAUUACGUCCCGUACUACCACCCUCACCACCUCCCUCAGCAGCAGCAGUAUCAGCAACAACCGCCGCCGCAGCCGCCCAAGCAGAAUAAUCAGAUUCAGAGUUCCGGUGAAGAUAACAAGACAAUUUGGAUUGGAGAUCUCCAGCAGUGGAUGGAUGAAGGUUAUCUACAAUCAUGCUUUUCCCAAACUGGAGAGGUUGUUUCAGUCAAGAUAAUCCGCAAUAAGCAGACUGGUCAAUCUGAGAGAUAUGGGUUCAUUGAGUUCAAUUCUCAUUUAGCAGCCGAGAAAGUUCUGCAGAGCUACAAUGGCACCGUGAUGCCAAAUACAGAGCAACCAUUUCGCUUGAACUGGGCAGCCUUUAGCAGUGGUGAUAGGCGCCCUGAAGCUGGUUCUGAUUUGUCAAUAUUUGUUGGAGAUUUGGCAACUGAUGUUACUGAUACGCUGUUGCAUGAUACCUUUGCAAGUAGGUUUCCAUCUGUCAAAGGUGCAAAAGUGGUGGUUGACGCAAAUAGUGGCCGUUCAAAAGGUUAUGGCUUUGUCAGGUUUGGCGAUGAAAAUGAAAGGUCUAGGGCUAUGACUGAAAUGAAUGGUGUAUAUUGCUCUAGCAGACCGAUGCGAAUUGGUGUUGCAACUCCCAAAAAACCUUCACCACAGCAACAGUAUUCUUCACAAGCUGUCGUAUUGGCCGGUGGAUAUCCAAAUGGUAUUGUGCCCCAAGGUCAGUCUGAGAAUGACUCAUCUAACACAACAAUAUUUGUGGGAGGACUUGACUCUGAUGUCACUGAUGAAGAGUUGAGACAAUCUUUUAGUCCAUUUGGUGACGUUGUCUCUGUAAAAAUACCGGCCGGAAAGGGUUGCGGUUUUGUACAAUUCGCAAACCGAAGCAAUGCAGAGGAUGCCAUUCAGAGAUUAAAUGGAACAGUUAUUGGCAAGCAGACAGUUCGUCUGUCUUGGGGUCGAAAUAUGGGAAACAAGCAGUCGAGGGUGGAUCCUAACAGCCAGUGGAAUGGGGCUUACUACGGGAGGCAAGGGUACAAUGGAUAUGGAUAUGGUGCAGUUGCAGCCUAUGGGGCAUCUUCAAAUGGUCACGGGAACCACCAGCAGCCGGUCAGCUAAACCACCCACUGUGCUGUGUGUCUUGAGUUUAUUUAUCAGAGAUACUGUAUCCAAACCCAGAAGUCUCUGGGAGAAAGAAUUUUGUAGCUGGAUUAAAUAUCUCGCCAGACAGGCUUCUUCCUUCUUUUUUUCUUUUUUCUUUUUGAACUUGUGUUUGGGAUUUUGACAUUUAGACAAUGGUACUAGUGUUUUACUUGCUUAAUUAUUCAUUCU
This is a messenger RNA of Sesamum indicum (sesame), 1618 nucleotides long. RefSeq names its product RNA-binding protein 47B (gene RBP47B). Gene Ontology annotation, molecular function: mRNA binding. Gene Ontology annotation, cellular component: cytosol. The record is from RefSeq and is a predicted model, not a curated record. Lineage: Eukaryota; Viridiplantae; Streptophyta; Magnoliopsida; Lamiales; Pedaliaceae.